UUCCUUCGGUCAGCCCAGAAAAGAGCCUGGCUUGGGGUCCGGGCCUGCAAGCCCCCCUGGCCUUGCCAGUCCGGUACUUCGCCCUCCAGGCGCUGAGCAGCCAGGGAAGGCACUUCACCUGCUCCCCGCCAGGACCUGUCUGGGAUAACAAAACCGAGCAAGGAUUUUUCAGAGGUCGAGACAGCCGGGAAGAACGGCUUCAGCUUGUGAAGCUCUCCAAAGAAAACCCAGAACUUCUUGAUGCUGGAAUAACUGGUUAUUUCUUUUUCAAAGAAAAGGAGAAAGAGCUGGGGAAAGCUCCACUGAUGGGCUUCUUUGAUUUCUUUAAGUACAAAUAUCAAGUGAAUGUAGAUGGCACAGUAGCAGCCUACAUGUUCCCAUACCUUUUAUUGGGGGACAGUGUUGUAAUCAAGCAAUCUUCACCAUAUUAUGAGCACUUCUAUAAGGAGUUGGUGCCAUGGCACCACUAUGUCUCUGUUAAAAGAAAUCUAGAAGACCUGCUAGAAAAGAUAAAGUGGGCUAAGGAAAAUGAUGAAGUAGUUAGAAAAAUUGCUAAAGAAGGGCAGCUGGCUGCAAGAGAGCUACUGCAACCUCAUCGGUUUUAUUGCUACUAUUUCAAAGUGUUCCAGGAAUAUGCUGAACGCCAAACUAUUAAACCUGAAAUACGGGAUGGGAUGGAAUUUGUACCUCAGCCUGAUGACAGGACUUCAUUAUGUGACUGCCACAGGAAACAGUCUUCAAAGGAUGAGCUAUAAGUGUGAUGAAAGGGAUCAAGGACAAUAUUUUAUAGAUGUGAUAAAAUAAGACUUUCAGUGAUAUUUAAAGCUGAGAGAUCUGGCAUGAAAAAGAAAUAUUUUCAGUACAGUGAUUACUCAGAACAAGUUAAUUAAGUGGAAUUUAACUCUCAGGUAAGCGUGUAGAGGAUUGCAGCCUUAGAUGCAUUUCCUCAUGAUUCCUAUGCAAAGUGCUAUAUGUGCCUUUUCCAAAACUGGCAUAAAAGUUUUCAACUGGACUGUGUUCUCCUGACCCUUUUCUAUGCAUCACUUCCAUGCGUUAUUAAUGUAGGUAAUGGUAAUAUUUGCAAACCAAUGGUAGAUUGCAAUGAGACUUACUAUUGAUCUACAUAACUUUCUUUUCUUUUCUUUUUUUAAAUAUAUAAAAACUUUAUUAGCACAUUGAUUUACAAAGAAAUUACAAAUAGCCUGACAAAAUACAAAAAAAUGAAGAUAGGUACAAGGAAUUUUUUAAAACCACAUAACAUAUACAAAUAGAUGUAAAAACCCAAACCCUCAAACAUUUUCCCUCCCCUUCCCCCUUAUUGACUCUCCAUUCUGCACUGUCUGUGUUCUAACUAUAACACCUAGCACACAUUUUGUUGUACUGUAUUGUGAAACACACAGAAAACAAAAAGUGAUUGUAGUCUACACAACUGAAGUUACUGGCUUUAUUGUGAAAAGUACUAGUGAAGCUGGGUAUGACUGCAGAUUUGUUUGGGUGAAGGUGUUUGUCUAAUGAAUUGAUUGUAAGAAAGAUAAAAGAGCUAUAUGUAACAAGUCACUAAAAAUGAAUCUGUCCAUAGAUAUGAAUGUGUUCAUACAAAAAUAUCUCUCUGUAAGUUGAAAACUUUCUUAGAACAAAAAAGUGAAGCUAAAACCUGACAGUAAGUUUUAUAUAUGCAAGGAAUUUUGUAUUGAGAGAGGAAAUUCAAACAUUGUGUCCCUUGCACCCUGCACACUGAAAUCGUAUAAUGCAGCAGGUACAUCGUAAUUAUGGAGUUUCACUCUAAGGAUGAAGCACCUGCUCUGCAGGUAGCUUAUAUCAGUGUAUAAUUAUAUCUUGUGUAACAUACAGGCUCUUGCAUUCUAUUUUGAUGUAAUGGAGAGCUUGAGGAAGUCCUUAGCCUAGACCUGUUAAGCAGCUGAUGGUUUUUUUAGUAUUCUGUUUUAUGGGUUAUUAUUCUGACAAUAUAAGCUAGUUAUAUAAGGAUAUUUAUCUCUUAUAUAUCCUUAUAGGAUAUAUGGAGAAUACCCACAUUUCUCCCAAUAUUUGUUACUUCAAAAUCUUUCAUAUUAGGCAAAUAUUUGUUAUGUUUUGCAGACUAUUCAAAUAAAAAUUCUGUGCUCUUUAUAUAGUCUGGUAGACUGGUGAAAUCAUAGUCUUACCAACUAUGUAUAAAUCUCUCUGUCUAUUUAAAUAUCUGUUGCAUCUUGAUUUCGAAACCUGUAUGUACCCAAAUGUUGCCUAACAGGAUCUUUAAAGUAGGUCACUUCAAAGCACUGGCAUAUGUUAUGAAGUUGUUGUAUGAUUCAACUCUUUUAUCCCUGGCAGGAUUAAAUAAUACAGGUCUGUCAAAACCUGAAUGGAGCUCUGUUCCUGAAUUCAGUCACAGCACCAAUAAAGUUAACUGUUAAUUCACAGGUACCAAAUAAUGUUUUUUCACCACUAAAAAAAAAGUUUUGAAGACCUAUUAAAUGACCCAAAAUAUUGCUUGUUUUCCAAACUAAAACCUCCAUGCAAAGGACUCGAUUGGUUGUCCCACUGAUUUCAGUUUAACAGUACAAUUUUAUCCAUGCUUAUUCAGAAGUAAAUCCCACUCUAUUCAGUGAAGCUUAUUCUGAGGUAAGUGUGUAUGACUGCAGAAAAGUCUCAUCAACCUUUUUCUGAAAUCAUUUACCAUGCUUUCUGCUACAAUACAACUUUAGCCCAACUUACAGGAUAAACAGUAAAGAUUGAGCUUCAGUAAAAUAGUUUCUAAAAAGUUAUUUGGAUUAUUUCAAACAAUUUUGUUGUAUUCAAAAAAGGAGAUCUACAGACUACACAAAUAGCAUCGUUGAGAUCAAUAGUUUACAUUUUUAUCAUAUUUCUCAUGUUUAGUCCAUUUAUGACUUAUUCAAAGGUUUUUUAGAUCUAUACAGCAGAACAAGAACAUUUGGAAUACUGACAUUUUCCUGUUAACUUAUUUAUGUUUAUAGCUCCUCGCUUUACUAUCUAGCUUACUUGCUGUUCACCGCUAUGAUCUUUGGAAUAGCUGUAUAUAAAUAAAACAAAUUAUUAUUAAAUUACUAUCUCAACAUUUUAAA
Messenger RNA from Sceloporus undulatus (fence lizard), 3080 nucleotides. It is a transcript of the gene POGLUT3, whose product is annotated as protein O-glucosyltransferase 3. The record is from RefSeq and is a predicted model, not a curated record. Lineage: Eukaryota; Metazoa; Chordata; Lepidosauria; Squamata; Phrynosomatidae. The coding region runs from base 306 to 755 and encodes 149 amino acids. Gene Ontology annotation, cellular component: endomembrane system. The transcript has 5 exons. Gene Ontology annotation, molecular function: glucosyltransferase activity.